Staurois parvus is the source of this 4597-nucleotide messenger RNA. The record is from the annotation of a GenBank genome assembly. Lineage: Eukaryota; Metazoa; Chordata; Amphibia; Anura; Ranidae.
AUGAGCUUGACAUCAUGGUUUUUGGUGAGCAGUGGAGGCACAAGACACAGACUGCCAAGAGAAAUGAUUUUCGUUGGAAGAGAUGACUGUGAGCUGAUGUUGCAGUCAAGAAGUGUGGACAAACAACAUGCCGUUAUCAACUAUGAAGCAUCUGCGGAUGAGCAUUUAGUGAAGGAUUUGGGCAGUCUUAAUGGGACCUUUGUGAAUGAUGUCCGGAUUCCUGAACAGACUUAUAUUACCCUGAAGUUUGAAGAUAAGUUGAGAUUUGGCUAUGAUACCAAUCUUUUUACUGUAGUACGUGGGGAAAUGAAGGUUCCUGAAGAAGCUCUUAAGCAUGAAAAGUUUACGAGUCAACUUCAGUUUUCUCAAAAACAAAUUGACACUGAAGGAUCAAAGUGCAAGAGCACAGACACAAAGACAACUGUCCUUACAGAUGUUCAUUACAAAGCUUUGGAGUCAUUGAAGUCAGAAGAAAAGCUUGCAGACCUUUCUGCUGUGAAGCGUGGAACACCAUUGUAUGGACAGCCAUCCUGGUGGGGGGAUGAAGAUGCUGCAGGAAACGCAAUUAACCAUGAGAGUAAAGAAGCCAGAUCUCAUGAUGCUGGUGCAACAGGUUGCUGCAAAGAUGCUAAGAAAAGUGCUCAGCAAGUGACUACAUUGAAAGAAGAAAAUGCAAAUUCUUUUAUCAGAGAGCCAAGUUACUUUGAGAUCCCUUCUAAAGAACUCCAGCAAAAAUCUGAAGUAGAAAAUGCCACAUAUGAAAUCCCAGCACAGGAUCCGCACUGUUCUCAAGUUUCAGGGGCAGGCCAUGCUUCAUUUACAAUUGAGUUUGAUGAGACCUCCCCAGGUAAAGUAACCAUUAAAGACCAUAUAACCAAAUUUAUGGACCAUCGUCAAAAAUCAAAGAAGACUCUGUCUGCUGGAGAUAAGGACCUUGCUGGGUUGCAUACAGAGAUGAUUGCAGCAGAAUGUAAAGUAGCGGAUUGGUUGGCACAAAAUAACCCACCAAGACUGUUAAAAGAAGCAGCUGAAGAAGAUAGUAAAAGUAUUAAAAGUGAUGUACCAGUGUACUUGAAGAGGUUGCAAGGCAACAAACAUGAGGAUGGAACACAGAGUGACUAUGAAAAUAGUGCAACAUUUAAACAUAGAAACAAGUGUACCAAUGUACAAGAUUGUGGGAGAGAGGGUCUUGCAGAGCAGAAAAAGCUGGAGCAGAAGAUUCAGACUGAAGGAAAGCAGCAGGAAACUGCAAGUCAGACUGCUUUUUUAAUAGAGUUUUUUGAUGAUGACCACCCAAGAAAAAGACGCUCGUAUUCUUUCUCUCUAAACACCAGCACUUCUGGCCCAGAAGCUCCAUAUCCAAUCCCACAGUCAAGGAUAGAUAAAGUCAAGCUGCUUCUGUUGAUCCUAAAGGGCUGUGUUUGGGUUUACAGUCUGGUGCCUCAUCUCAUAGAGUAAUUCAUAGCACACAGCAUGCAAAAUUGCUGCUUAAACAGAAAUCUGAAGAGCCUUGCACAUCUUUAUUAGUUUCACAAAAUGUUUUAUUGAGGAGCUCUGGAAGCCUUGGACAUCGACAAACUAAUAAGCGGAUUACAUCUGACAGUGUGGAAUUGCCUUCCUUGGAGAAAGAUCAUAGGAGCAGUCAUCUUGUUGAAAAGGCAAAUAGCAGGGAUGAUGCAGAAGGACCAUGUGCGACGGAUAUGACUUCAUCAAGUAAAAAACGUUGGGCAUCACAAUGGGCCAGUCUGGCGUCUAAUCAUGUAGGACAAGAUCAAGAUAAUGGACAGAGUGAAUCCAAUAUUUCACCUCCUGCUGAAAAUGAUGCAGAUAUGAGUGAAUCUGGAAUGUCACUUAAGAGUAGUGGAUCUGCUGCCUCAGUGACAUGUGCAAGUGAUCGUAAAAGGAGAAGUUUACCAAAGCUUCCAAAAGAGGAAACAAGCUCCCACGUUUCUACAAGUAAGCAAACACAUAGGUCAGAUGUUGGAGAAAAACAAGAUACAGAGUUACAAGAGAAAGAAUCACAUAUUCGUUUAGGUAAGAAAGACAAGCUGUAUGUUUCCAAUGGAAAAGCUAGAACUAAGCAAGAUAAACCUACGGAAAGUUCAAUGGACAAAACUGGAACCCUCACAGAUUAUUCUUCCUUAGGGUUUGAUGCUAAGAAAGAUGCCUUACUCUCUGCACGGAGGCAAGCAGUAUACAAAGCCCACCAUGAGCAAACUAAAGAUCAGUUGACUUCUACAAAGUUGUUUAACAAGCCACCAGUUAUCCAACCAAGUGGAUCAUCCUCUCCGAAUGCCCACAAGCUACAACAACCUGCUGAAACCCCUCAGAAAAAGGCUGGUCAGAAAAGUGAAGUUGUUUCAAACAGUAAUAGUGUGAAAAGUGUUGAAACUGAUAGAAAAGAAACCUUCAAGCCACUUGUGAGACAAGGCAGUUUUACUAUAGAUAAGCCUAGCUCAAAUGUACCUAUAGAACUUAUUCCACACAUUAAUAAACACCCUGUACUAUCACCUACAUUUCCUUUUACAUCUAUGAGCAAUGUAAGAGAGAGAAGUGACUCUGUAGACACUGACUCCAGCAUGGAUACUACUCUGCUGCUCAAGGAUACAGAAGCAGUCAUGGCUUUCCUUGAAGCGAAACUGAGAGAUGACAGCAAGAUUGAUGACGAUCCAAAAACACCUAGCUACACCCAAGAAAAUUCAAUAUCCCCUGAAUCGGAUGUUGAUACUGCAAGCACGAUUAGUUUUGUUGCUAAUGACACCGAUAAAAAAUGUCCCCAAAAACGAAAAACCCUUAGCAGUCUGCACAAGGAUAAAGCCUCAACAUCAUCCCCUUCUAAAGAAUCCCUCACUUCAUCAGUAUCCAUAAACCGAGAAAGAACUGAAAGAAAAAAUAAAACUCAUGUUAGGGAGGCUGGAAGCAGAAGUGAUAUUCAAAAAGUUCUUCGAACUAGUGCAAGGAACAGACAACCAUCCCUUGACUUGACAGAUGAUGAUCAAACCUCUAGUUUACCUUGUUCUACUGUGUCAGAUAUUUUAUCUUCUGAUCAAGAAACAUAUUCCGGAAGGUCACACUCCAAAUCUCAGUUUGCCUCUGUAGAUGACAAGUUUACUACAAUAAAAACUGCUGCAGCUAAUAAGCCAGUUACUCUUCCUAGGCCUCGUCCAACAAGGACUUCACUUUUGCGCAGAUCACGCUUAGGUGAAGCUUCAGACACAGAGGUUGGAGAUACUGAUAGAGCAUCAGUUGCCUCAGAAGUAUCAACAACAAGUUCAACAUCAAAGCAACCUGCUAGUAGGAAACCACUGUCAAGAAUAGAUUUGCUGGCACAGCCUCGUAGAACAAGGCUUGGUUCUUUAUCUGCACGCAGUGACUCAGAAGCAACAAUAACAAGAGGUUCUGGAUCUUCACGAGCUUCAGAAUAUGCAAUUAAAAGUAGUGCUAAAAUGACUCCAACAACCGAUGGGAGAAGUUCUCCAAGAGCCAGAGCUAACAGCAUUUCUCGCCUUUCAGAUACCAAGACAAAAGUGGUUCCAUCUGCUCAUGGAUCCCUUGCUGGUAAUACCCGAUGGAGACGAGUUCCUCCAGAGUAUGCAUCCACUUCUGAAGACGAAUUUGGCUCUAACCGCAACUCUGCUAAACCCACUCGGCUACGUACUUCUUCAGCUGUUAAAAUUCAGAAGACACAAGCUGUUGGAAACAGCCCAAUUUAAAAACACCAUCAGCAGCUCUCAACAUUAGUUCAUUCAAACAUAAGGCUAAAGAGCAAGAAGAUUAUAUUCGUGACUGGACUGCACAUCGUGAGGAAAUAGCGAGGAUCAGCCAAGAUUUGGCUCUCAUUGCUCGGGAAAUUAAUGAUGUUGCUGGGGAAAUAGAUUCAGUUACUUCAUCUGGCACAGCACCUAGUACCACACUAGUGGACCGUGUAUUUGAUGAAAGCCUUAACUUCCGAAAGAUUCCUCCAUCAAAUUCAUCCAGAUCAGAAGCAAGCUUGCGAGCUAGUGAAGCCAAAGUCCAGCCUAAAGAUUCGGAACCUCCACUUAUCACUAGAAGAAAAACAUGGAGUAGAGAUGAAGUAAUGGGAGAUAGUUUACUGCUUUCUUCUGUGUUCCAAUUUUCUCGAAAAAUUAGACAGACUAUUGAUAAAACAGCUAAUAAAAUAAGAAUUUUAUUUAAGGACAAAGAAAGAAACUGGGACGAGAUUGAGAAGAAGUUGAGAUCAGAAAGUGAAAUACCAAUUCUGAAAACUUCAUGCGUGGAAAUCUUAUCAAUAUUACAAGAGCUAAAGAGAAUUGAAAACCAGUUACAAGUGAUUAAUGCAAUGAUCGAUCCAGAUGGCACGCUCGACGCCCUAAACAUGUUGGGGUUUGGAAGCCCAUUUCCUUCAACACAUUCAAACUCAAAACAUAGUAGUGCCUCGAUACAUUCUGUCAAUUCUUCAUCAGCAGUUCUUUCCCAGACAGAGAGCAGGAGCAGUCGGUCAAAUGUGAAAAUAGUAUCGUCAGACGCUGAAGUUGUUCAGUCCAGCCCUGAUUUUAGCCUACACUUUAAUAGGUUUAAUCCUGAUGGAAAGGAAGAUUCCACGUCUCAAGAAUAA